UUCGUCGGUAUAAAUACGGGACCGUCCGAGACUGCUCCGUCAGUUACCGCUUCAUAGCGUAUAUUCCAGCUUUGUCUGAUUUCAGUCUAGGCUCAAUUCGCUGAAAAAUGAAAUCAUUUGCUAUUGCCAGCUUGAUUGCUGUUUUCUUCUCGGUUGCAGUGGAUGCCCAGACAUUUAAGCCAUCUCCACCACCUUCACUAAAGCCUACCCUAAAACCAUCUCUACCCCCUACCCUAAAGCCAUCUCUACCACCUUCUCUUAAACCAUCUCCACCACCGUCACUAAAACCAUCUCUACCCCCUACCCUAAAGCCAUCUCUACCACCGUCACUAAAACCUACCCUAAAACCAUCUCUACCCCCUACCCUAAAGCCAUCUCUAUCACCUUCUCUUAAACCAUCUCUACCACCUACGCUAAAGCCAUCUCUACCACCUUCACUAAAGCCAUCUCUUCCACCUACGCUAAAACCAUCUCUACCACCUUCUCUUAAACCAUCUCUACCCCCUACCCUAAAGCCAUCUCUACCACCGUCACUAAAACCUACCCUAAAACCAUCUCUACCCCCUACCCUAAAGCCAUCUCUAUCACCUUCUCUUAAACCAUCUCUACCACCUACGCUAAAGCCAUCUCUACCACCUUCACUAAAGCCAUCUCUUCCACCGACUCUCAAACCAUCUGUACCACCGAGUCUCAAGCCAUCGCUGCCACCCUCGCUAAAGCCAUUUCUGCCACCUUCAUUGAAGCCAUCUCUACCACCGACGUUUAGACCAACAACUGUCAAGCUUAUUGGGUGAUUACGACAACAGUAGCAGCCUUGGUGGAUCAUUUGGACAUAUGGCGAUGACAAUUAAAUAUUAAUCAGAUAUUAAUAGUCUACAAGUUUCCCAUUUUUAAAAAAUAUUAAAAACUACGUAGAUGUUUCAAUAAAGACAAAAAUUUGCAUACCA
Daphnia pulex (common water flea) is the source of this 947-nucleotide messenger RNA. RefSeq names its product adhesive plaque matrix protein-like. The record is from RefSeq and is a predicted model, not a curated record. Lineage: Eukaryota; Metazoa; Arthropoda; Branchiopoda; Diplostraca; Daphniidae. The coding region runs from base 108 to 794 and encodes 228 amino acids. The transcript is spliced from 3 exons.